Messenger RNA from Anolis sagrei ordinatus, 1697 nucleotides. It is a transcript of the gene DYNAP, whose product is annotated as dynactin associated protein. Gene Ontology annotation, biological process: activation of protein kinase B activity. The record is from RefSeq and is a predicted model, not a curated record. Gene Ontology annotation, cellular component: plasma membrane; Golgi apparatus. NCBI's taxonomy places the organism in Eukaryota, Metazoa, Chordata, Lepidosauria, Squamata, Anolidae.
UCAUCUUGAGAUCCUUCCUGAUAAAGAAACAGUUUUGAUUAAGAAAGGGGAUAUCCUGGAUUGCACCGUGUUCCAACCUACAGUUUAAAGUAGCUGUCUAUUGCUGUGCAUUUAUGUUAUUGGGAGCUACCAACAUAGUCUUGGAUUACACUGUUGGUGCAUAUGAUGGAUAACUCCGGAUUUGAACUCCAGGAAGAAAGAGUACCAGGUUCCUCGGCCAAAACAGAGAGGGCAAAAGAAGAACACCCUAAGAGCCACUGGUCCAUGUUCAAUAUUUUUCUGCUUUGCCUCUUGGCCUGUACUAUCACCACUGUGGUGGGAGUGCUGAUUGUGUCCCUGGUUUGUGUCAGCAACACGGGCUUUAAAGCAGAACCAAGAUCUAAAACAAAUGCAGCAAAUGGUGGAACUGUUGGCCAGGGAACUCCAAGAACAUCUCCAUACCAAACUCAGGUGGACCCGAAAUUCCAGUUUCUCCACCAUCUCACCAAGUCUAAGAAACAUGAAUUCCCAGGUGGUACUAUUCAGUGGUCUAGAUUUCGGAAAAAUGCCAAAGAAUACCUGAAUCAGGAAGAGAUGGCAUUUGGAAGAAGCAUCAAUGCUCAGCGCUCCCAGAUGACCUUUGGAACAUUACGGAUCAAGAGCCAAGGCCUGCGGGCUCCACACUGGCAUUUCAAUGCCAACGAGCAGGGCUAUCUCUUAAAGGGCACUGCUUGGAUAGGUGUGGUUGAUGCUGGUGGAAGUAUCGUUACCACAUACAAUGUCACUGCCGGACAGAUAAUCUUUUUUCCCCGCAACACACUGCACUGGCUUAAGAAUGUUGGAACAGAAGAGUGUUUGUUCUUACUGUUUUUUACAACACAUGAUGAGCUACAAACUCUGGAUAUGGAUGAUACAUUUUUCUUAACGCCGGAAGACAUAGCAGCAAGGUCAUUAAAGCCUCAAGGUGGAGUGGAUUUCAUCAGGACGUUCCAGAAACAAGCAGAAGACCAGGCUAUCAACCUUCCACCCAACUUAGCAGAGCUUGUACAGAGCCCUCACUAUAACCAGUCCACAGACAAUCUGGUGUGGAGGUACUUUUUUGACCUCAAAGGGUCAACCGAGUUUCGUUUUCCUGGGGGAAUUAUUCAGUGGGCUCGAUAUGUGAAAGAUGGAAAAGGCUUGAAACCCAAUGAAAAAAUUUACAGCGAGUUUCUCCAUUCAAAGGAAGAUACGCUUACGUUGGGAACGCUCCGGAUCUAUAGCACUGGUCUUCGCCAGCCUCAUUUUCAUUUCAAUGCCAAUGAGAUGGGAUAUGUCAUCAGUGGAUGCGGAAAGGUAGGUGUUAUUGUUUCACCUUCGCUCAGUACUGACUUCACCAUUGGUGUUGGAGAUGUUGUAUUUUUCCCUGUUGGCAUGCAACACUACAUCAAGAGCACGUGUGAUGAGGACUUGCUCUUCAUUUUGGCAUUCAGCACAGGAAAUCAGCUACAAACUCUUGAUAUGGAUGACUAUUUUCAUGCCACAGCAGACCAUAUACUGGCUCAACUUUUCUUCAAAAAACAAGAUGAGUUUAAGAAAAUCCCAAGGUUUAAUGAGGAUCAGGCAAUUAAUCUACCAUAGCAACUUGUAAUAACAACAACUACAAAGACAUCUCCAUGAAUUUCCCGAUUAUUAAUAAACAUAAUAAUUUGCGCUAGAGCAGAGUAAAAAUGCAGUAA